AUGCUUUCUCGAAAGGAACUCAACAUUCUGCUGGUCGAUAUCACGGUCUUGCUUGAUAUCUUGGGGUAUUCCAUCGUUUUACCGAUAAUGGCGUCUCUCUCGGAAUCUCUGGGUGGAACGGUUGACCACACAACGUACUUGUUCUCCUGCUAUGCUGUAACUCAACUUGUGAGUCGUCUUUCUUGUUUCUCUUCAUUCUAG
Messenger RNA from Blastocystis hominis, 201 nucleotides. RefSeq lists its product as hypothetical. Lineage: Eukaryota; Bigyra; Opalinata; Blastocystidae. The coding region runs from base 1 to 201 and encodes 66 amino acids. The transcript has a single exon. The record is from RefSeq and is a predicted model, not a curated record.